Messenger RNA from Mucor mucedo, 1892 nucleotides. RefSeq lists its product as uncharacterized. NCBI's taxonomy places the organism in Eukaryota, Fungi, Mucoromycota, Mucoromycetes, Mucorales, Mucoraceae. The record is from RefSeq and is a predicted model, not a curated record. The transcript has a single exon. Gene Ontology annotation, cellular component: membrane. The coding region runs from base 82 to 1452 and encodes 456 amino acids. Gene Ontology annotation, biological process: carbohydrate metabolic process. Gene Ontology annotation, molecular function: chitin deacetylase activity.
AUAAGCUCAUAAAAGUGAUUUCAGUUUUGAGUUCUAUAUUUCUUCCUUUUUUCAUAGAAAAAAAACAUUUUUAAUUGCAAAAUGUUGUACUCUUUGACAUCUACAGCUGCUUUAGUUCUUGCUGCUGCUACCAUUACUGGUGCGCAAAAUACUUCGAGCACAAAUGCAACUACCACUACUUCAACAGCGUCUGGUCCCCCUGCACAAGUUUCUCCUGCUUGGCUUUCGAGCGUCACUCCAUUGUCCGGUAAUGUCAAAGCUUACCCUGAAGGUGGAAAUGGCACUCUUCCCACAGGCCCUCUUGCUUCUCUUACAUUUGACUACUCUGGCUAUCCUGAAGGCUGGAAAUCUCCGUCUGCAACUAGCGCUGAGGUAUUAGCAGCCGUAAAUGCUAUCGAUUGGUCUGCUGUUCCUAACUCUGCUGUUCGUAAAGCUGAUUCCAAAGGUGAUCUUACCAUGACUGGAUAUGAUUCUGAAAAAGAUCCUGAUUGUUGGUGGAGUGCCAGUGGUUGUGUCAAAUCAAAAAAUGCCUUAAUUCCUGCCGAUGCUGCUGCCUGUCCUCAAGUUGGCGAUUGGGGCUUAACCUACGAUGAUGGACCUUUAACAGCUGACGCUGGUACUUAUGCUGAACCUCAUCUUUACGAUUUCUUAGCCGAACAUAAUCAAAAAGCGGGCCUCUUCUACAUUGGAUCUAAUGUCAUCGCUGCUCCUGCUGCUGCUCAAAGAGCUUUAGCUGAUGGUCACACCCUUUGUGUACAUACCUGGUCUCAUCCUGCUAUGACCUCACUUAGCAAUAAUAGUGUUGUUGCUGAAUUAUACUGGACUUUGAAGGCCAUCAAAGAAGUUACGGGUGUAACUUCCAAAUGCUGGAGACCACCCUAUGGUGACGUAGAUGAUCGUGUUCGCGCUAUUGCAUGGCAAAUGGGUCUUACUACCGUCCUUUGGGAUCUUGACACUGAUGAUUGGAAUAUGCCUGGUGAUGGCGGAGGAAACUUGUCACCCGAAACUGUUGAUGGUUAUUUCGAAUCCUGGAUUUCUAAUAGAAAGAAUGGCACUGACAAAACCGGACAUAUUGUUCUUCAGCACGAGUUAAAUAAUUCAACUGUCCUGAUGGCAGAAAAAUGGCUUCCUCAAGUGAAAGAAGCUUUUAAUGUCGUUCCAUGGAAUCAAUGCUUCAAUAUUUCCACUCCUUAUUGGGAAACAAACUUUGUCUAUCCUGUUAGUAAUGGAAGUGUUCCAGUGGUUGCAACUGCAUCUUCUUCAAUUCCUGUAUCUACUGCUGCUGUCACCUCUACUUCUCCUUCACCAGUAGCCAAGCCUUCUGCGUCUGACAACACUAAUGCAAACGCUGUCCUUUCACCAGCAGAAAGUGCCGCGUCUCCUCGCAUGUCAGUUUCAAGUCCCGUGGCUAUAUUUCUUGGCAUGAUCGCCAUUGCUGCUUAUGCAGUCUAAAAUGUUUUGUUUGUGAUAUUCGUCAUCCUAUCUUUUCUUGUCACAAUUACACAACAUAUAUUUUGUAGAUAUCUUUCCUCUCCCUUAUUUUUUACUCUUGUUAUGACUGACUUAAUAAUAAAAACCCUAGUGUAACAUAUUAUGCGUUGUUCCGGAUAUAUCUAAAACGAUUGGAUAUCAUACACUUCGUUUCACUCUUUUUAUCCGAGAUAUUUUUGGGAAAGCCGGAGUCUUGAGUUUGUAACUUUUUUUUUAUGUUUUCUAUAGGCGAAGGCGCUUUUAACUUCCAAGAGAAACAAGGUUGUACACUAAUUUUUUAGACAAGAUUGUACUCUAUUUGUUAUUGUGAUUUACAAUAAAUAUUUGGAGAACCGCCUAUAAAAUAGUUUUUAUCCGGGUAAAAGUAGACCAAAAAAACUAACUAUAACAUAGACCUCCCC